Molecule: messenger RNA, 1284 nt
Organism: Penicillium pulvis
Lineage: Eukaryota; Fungi; Ascomycota; Eurotiomycetes; Eurotiales; Aspergillaceae
Product: putative protein phosphatase PP1 regulatory subunit Sds22
Exons: 6
Coding region: 1-1284 (427 amino acids)
Molecular function (GO): protein binding
Source: RefSeq, a predicted model, not a curated record
AUGCUCAGCUCAGUGGCGUAUUUUAUCCAGUCGCCAACGACCUCCCCCUCACGAGUCAUCAAGAAAAAAAGCUCCCCGCAAUCCCGCUUCCACCGCCCGCCACUUCGUGCCAUCAACACUUUCCUCUCACCCACUCCCAUCAUGAAGAACAAAGAAGGUUGGGACGGAAAGUUACGAAUGGAGCCCCCGAAAGCUGUCAUCACAAAUCCCGAGGCGUUGGAGGAUUCCGAUUACUCCGACCCUGAGGCUCCACCAGUGGACGAGAUUGAUGCUGAUGAAGAUUUACUGGAGGGUGAGGACGUGAAUGUCGAGGAUAUCGAUCUCGUCCAUUGUCGCAUAUCUUCGAUUGCUGCGCUGCACUUGGAACGGUUCAACAAACUCCAGAGAUUAUGCCUACGCCAGAACCAAAUAUCGCGCGUCGACUUCCCGUCUAAUGUCGCCGCUACCCUUACCGAGCUUGAUCUCUAUGACAACCUUAUCUCCCAUCUCAAGGGUCUGGAUGAAUUCCAUAACUUGACAAGCUUGGAUUUCAGCUUCAACAAGCUAAAGCAUAUUAAGAAUAUUUCACAUCUUGUGAAGCUUACCGAGCUGUUCUUCGUGCAGAAUAAGAUUUCAAAGAUUGAAGGGUUAGAAGGAUUGACCGUCCUGCGGAAUUUGGAGCUGGGCGCAAAUCGGAUUAGAGAAAUUGAAAACCUCGAAACUCUUUCUGCGCUGGAAGAACUCUGGUUAGGAAAGAACAAGAUCACCGAGAUGAAGAACCUCGACAGUCUCUCCAACCUUCGCAUUAUCUCCAUCCAAUCCAACCGCCUCACAAGCAUCACUGGCCUCUCCGCUCUCCCCAACCUCGAAGAGAUCUAUCUUUCUCACAACGCCAUCACCGACCUCUCCGGCCUUGAGUCAAACACGACCCUGCGUAUCUUGGACUUCUCCAAUAACCAGGUCACCAACCUGGAGCACCUCUCUACGCUGAAGAACCUCGAAGAGCUCUGGGGAUCUAAUAACACGCUUGCCAGCUUCGAGGAGGUCGAGCGUGAGCUGAAGGAUAAGGAGAAGUUGGAGACCGUCUACUUCGAGGGCAAUCCUUUGCAGUUGAACGGGCCUGCUGUCUAUCGCAAUAAGGUGCGGUUGGCGUUGCCGCAGGUUACUCAGAUCGAUGCGAGUAUGUUUUCCUCCCUUCAAGUUUGCUCUGCGAAUGCUAACCUUAUUCUGAAGCUUACGUGCGGGUCUGAAAUUACCCAUUGGAAUGAUAUUGGUGGUUUUGUGUCUCAUGGUCAGCUCGAGUAA